CUACACAUUGGACAAAAACCUGCCCAUUGAUGACUGGGUUAUGGAGUCUGUUAGUGGUGAUCGGCUCACCCACCAGGUCAUGGACCUCAACCUGGACACGGUUUACUAUUUCCGCAUCCAAGCCAAGAAUGCAAAGGGGGUUGGCCCGCUCUCUGACCCUAUCCUCUUCAGAACUCCUAAAGUCGAUCACCCUGACAAAAUGGCUAAUGACCAAGGUCGUCAUGGAGACGGAGGGUACUGGCCAUCUGACACCAAUCUGAUAGAUAGGAGCAGCCUUAACGAGCCUCCCAUUGGUCAGAUCCACCCUCCUCAUGGCAGCGUGACCCCUCAGAAGAACAGCAACCUUCUGGUGAUCAUCGUGGUCUCAGUGGGCGCUGUCACUGUAGUGGUUGUGGUUAUCGUGGCUGUCAUUUGUACACGCCGCUCGUCAGCACAGCAAAGGAAGAAACGUGCCACCCACAGCACAGGCAAGAGGAAAGGCAGCCAGAAAGAUCUGAGGCCCCCGGAUCUGUGGAUCCAUCACGAGGAGAUGGAGCUGAAGAACAUUGAGAAGCCCUCUGGUUCCGAUCCCUCAAGCCACGAUUCGUCCUUGCAGGGCUGUCCGGACAUCACGCCUAUCAGUCACAGCCAAUCGGAGAGCCAGAUGGGCAGCAAGAGCAGUCACUCAGGUCUGGAUGCGGACGAAGUGGCCAGCAGUAUCUCCACACUGGAGCAAUCCCUUGCUGCCCGCAGAGCUACACGCACCAAGCUAAUGAUCCCCAUGGACUCCCAGCCUAGCAACACAUCCAUUGUAAGUGCCAUACCCGUGCCAACAUUAGAAAGUGCCCAGUACCCAGGAAUCCUGCCUUCGCCCACCUGUGGGUACCCGCACCCACAGUUCACACUUCGCCCAGUGCCAUUCUCCACGCUCACCGUUGAUCGAAGCUACGCAUCAGGUAGAACAAUAGCAGAGGGCACAGCGUCACACUCCCAGCAUCAGUCUCUGCUCGCCCAAACGCAGUCAGAACAAGCGAUCACUGAGGAGGUACCCAGCAGAACUAUCCCCACAGCCUGCGUUCGUCCCACUCACCCUCUCCGCAGCUUCGCUAACCCCUUGCUACCUCCCCCCAUGAGCGCCAUUGACCCCAAAGUCCCCUACACACCGCUUCUGUCUCAGACAGGUGCAAACCUACCAAAGGCUCUGGUGAAGACUGCCUCCCUGGGUUUAGCUGGAAAGGCGAGAUCGCCACUGCUUCCGGUUUCCGUGCCAACAGCCCCAGAGGUCACAGAGGAGGGCCAUAAACAGCCAGAAGACCCUGCCAGUGUAUAUGAACAAGAUGACCUGAGUGAACAAAUGGCUAGUCUAGAAGGACUAAUGAAGCAACUUAAUGCCAUCACUGGCUCAGCCUUUUAACAACGACAAUUGACAGAGGCAAAGCCAACAGAAGCAUCACAGCAUACCAGUAUUCCACAAUUGAAGAUACUGACAAGAAGGGUCUUAAUGAUACAAUUCUAUUUAAGUAAAGAAAACCACGCCUCUGUCUUUUCCUAAGACGUUACUUUGGACAAGGCAUCAGUACAAAAAAAAAAAAAAGCACUGGCUAGCCACAAAAAAGAUUUUCUCUAGAUUAUUUAUUAUUAUUAUUAUUUUUUUUUUUUCAAUUUACAAGUGAUUUAUUUUAAGCUAGCACUCUGGAAACAGAAAGAGACAACUUAACCCUAUUUUUGCCUAUGUAUUGAACGUGUUUAUGUGAUUUGUUUAAAACAUCACGCUAGUGUUAGUCUACACAGAGUCACAUAGAUCCCUUUCUCACUCCUGUUGAAACCAGCAAAGGUGUCAAAACAGUUGCUGCUGGUUGGUUAGAUUUUGAACUUGGAGAUAUUACCUGGUUUGCUACUGGAAUACCCUAUUCUGGUUUGAAAUGGAGCUGGACAGCUGUUAACGAACUGAUUAGAAAGCAGGAUGUUAUAUACAGGUUUUGUGUAAUGCCCCUGUAUCUCUUUUUAUCCAAUAUUGAUAAGUCCUAAUGUCAUGUUGAAUCUGGACAGCCUGUAAAACGUAAUCUUUGCUGUAAAUUUUUUUUUUUUUCCUUAGGGGAGGGAAGGGGGGUAGUAUCAGUAAUGUUAAAUAUAGAACUCCAAGCUCGGUUUUAGAGUAAAAGUUGAAAAAGUACUUGCCUAUAAAAUAAAAGUUACCCUGACCGAUGCCAAGGCUUCCAUCGCAUCCCGUUUUAUAAUGAUUACAAUGAGUCCCUUCACAACUUUGAAUUUGAUUUCGUAAUGUCCUGUUUGUUGCCAUGCUGGGAAUUAAAUCUGUGAUGCAAAACAG
Polyodon spathula (Mississippi paddlefish) is the source of this 2308-nucleotide messenger RNA. RefSeq names its product netrin receptor DCC-like. Lineage: Eukaryota; Metazoa; Chordata; Actinopteri; Acipenseriformes; Polyodontidae. The record is from RefSeq and is a predicted model, not a curated record. The transcript has 10 exons. The coding region runs from base 41 to 1393 and encodes 450 amino acids. Gene Ontology annotation, molecular function: protein binding. Gene Ontology annotation, biological process: cell-cell adhesion. Gene Ontology annotation, cellular component: membrane.